GAACGGUCUGGUGACGGCGGGUCAGAGGUGUUCAGGGUUUAGGUAUAGAGCCCCCUGGCUGCCGUUUCUGGGUGAAUUAUAACUAAGGACAACUGAAGUACAUAAAAGUGAAGAAUGUUGGGGAAGAUUACAACAGAUCCACCUUACCUUACCAUCGAUAAUUUUGAGGACUGUCUGGCUUCUGAUGAUGUUCUGGUGCACUUCUUUAACGACUUCCUCAGUCUACCUUCGUUCCCUGAGUGUGUACAGUACAACCAGGCGACUGGUGUGUUUGAGGUGGUCAGUGAUGCAGCGGAGGCUCUGUCUAGGAGGAUCAGGUCAGCCCUGCAGUACUUUAAAUCACAACCUCUCACGGACCCAACAGAGCUGACUGCUAGACCUGUGGUGGACAACCGCUACACUGUUCUGUGCUUGGACAGAGAACAGGGAGUGGAGUGGAUCCUAAAAGAAAGACUACCCUUGUUUAUUGAAAGUGACUGCUACUUCGAGUACAGGUUAGCGAAGCUGCUCUCUCAGUGGGGCCCUCAGGGCUGGAACCAGAAGAGGGAUGGUACCUCAGUCCAGCCCCCUGUCACCACAGAGCCUGUCUGUCCUUCCCCUGGGCCCGAUGACAGAGAGACCCUGAUGAAGGUCCUCUAUGUGUCACUGGGACAGGCCUCGGUAACAGACAUGUUGACAAUGGCUAAGGACAAGGACAAGCGGCUGCCUGUCUGUACCCGGUCUGUGAGAACCCCGGUGUGCUCCCUGGGCCGGGAGGGACAGAGGGGUCCGGCCUCAGCCUGCUUCUCCUGCAUCCCUGACUCAGAGUCCUACGCCCUGUCCUCCUCACUCCUCGUCUCCUUUCCUGUCUCCUCUUCGCUCCCGGACUGUCCUCUCUGCUCUUCACUUCUAGACUGGGACAAGAGACGGGGAGACCACAGCGCAGAGCAGGAGAUGAAAGUCUACCUCACAGAGACAGAGGCAAAGACAGAGAGAGAGGCAGGAACUACAGAUGAGGAUAAUGGGGAACCCAAGCCCCAGAGUCCCGCCUGUUCUACCACUGAUGAGGAGACGGGUGGUCCCCACACAGAGAGCCCCUGUGAGGGAGGUUCAGCCACCAGCCACAGCAGACUGAAGGAGCAGCAGGAGGAGGGUGAAGGGUCAGAGGAGGAGAAUGACCAUGACCUUGAGUUCUAUGAUGUCACUGCUAGUAUCCAUAGUGAUAGACAGGGCCUUGGUGACUUUAAGGACUUCUUAAAGGGAACACUAGGAGAGAAGCUUUUGCGUCUGUGGAUGGAUAUAGAGAGACUGAAGACCCUACAGGACGACAGGAGGAGAAUCAGGCAUUUGGUCCAGAUGCGUAGCUGCUACCUGCUGACCGGUGGCCAGAGCAGUCUGAAUGGUGAGCUGUUAACCAGACUGGGUCUCUCUACCUCCCCCUGCUGGAGAGAGGACAGACUGCAGAGAGUUCAGCCCCGUGUCACUGAGGCACUGCUCUGCUACUGGGGUCCCAGGUUCAGGAUGAGCCAGAGAGCAGUAGAUCCUCUCAGACUGUCGCUGUGGAGGAACAGACAGCUACACCCUCCCUCUGGUGUGAACCCUAACCCUCGUUACAUCAACCUCCACCCCCACCGGCCUCACACCUCUAUACCCCGACCUACCAUCCGCCCAGACACCUCUCUACCCAGAGACAGGACCCCCACACCAGCUCACACACAGACAGGUUAUGCCAGCAGCAGUCCUGUUGUAGGGGCCUGGAGGAUGGAGAGGAUGUUACAGGCUCUAUGUGUGGACUCACAGGCCGGGUUCUACUUCACACGCUACUGUGAACGCUCUGGAAACCCGCUGUGGGAGAAUGCCGUCCACUGCUGGUGUGAUCUGCAGCAGUACCACCAGCUCUUCUACCAAGAUGGACUGGAUCCCUACAGGGUACAGAGACAGGCUCAUUUGCUGUAUUCAACCUACGUGUGCAGUGCUGCCCGUAGUAGCAUUGAGGUGGAGGAGGAGAGCAGAGAGAGGGUGUACACCUGUCUCACUCCCCCGUUUGAGGAGCUGUUUGACUGGGUGGAGGAACACACUCUGACCCUCCUCCUGGAGCCCUGGACGCUGCUCACCACCAGGGACACAGACACCUUCCAGAAGGUGGCUGUACGGGAGGAGACUCGCCAGGUGGAGUCAGAGCCGUACGGAGAACUGAAGACGCUGUACGAGGAGGCUGGACACAGACUGGAACAGCAUGCUGUGGCCCAGGCCUGCAGGCCCCCUCCUCCACCACUAGAGGUCGCCAGGUCUCCAGCUAUGUGGUCUGCCGUCCCAGAGAGGUACAGAGGGUACAGGUUGGGCUCUCUGCUAGGACACCGCACGGAGCUACAACACUUCACAUACUUCCUACAGGACAACACCGCCAGUAUACACCUGGCUUGCUGGCAGGACAUAGAGAAUUACAGGAGAAUCCCCCAUAAAGACAAGGCCCAGAGAGAGGACAAGUCCAGACUCAUUAAGGACAAAUACCUCAAUAGGAAAUACUUCUUUGGGCCUGACAGUCCUGCCACCAGACAACAACAGGAGGAGGUGAUGCGUCUGGCUGGUGGCUGGGGGAGACUGCUCCAUGACCGUCUGUGUGCUCCUGUCCUGGUGGACAUUCAGAGCAUCACCAGGAACCACAUAGAAACAAGAUGGCUGCCUGUCUUCCUGACGACGCCGGAGUUCAAUGAGAGACAGCAGCAGAGAGUCAGGCCUCGGGGUGAAGACGGGGUGUCGGACCAGGUCUACCAGCGACACAGGAACAAGAGAGAGGUGUGGAAGCAGGUCAAGGGGACGUGGAUGACCUCUGCAGGGGAGAUCCUGGCAGUCCGGAGGGCCCUGCUCAACCCCGUCACGUGUCAUCAGUUCCGGCGCUUCGUCUCGCUGAAAGGAGACUUCCUGGAGAAUGACGUCCUGUUCUGGCUGGAGGUCCAGAGGUAUAAGGAUCUGUGUCAUUCCCACUGUGUGGAGGCUGUAGUCCAGGACAAGGUGUCCACCAUCAUCAGCUGUUUCAUCCAGUCCUCCGUCCCCCCAGCCCUGCAGAUAGACAUCCCCCAAGAGCAGGCAACACACAUCCUGGAGAGGAGGGGGGAGAUGGGGCCCUACGUCUUCAGAGAGUCUCAGAUGUGUGUGUUCAGUGAGCUACUGAAGCUGUGGCCAGAGUUCCUGUCGUUCAGCAGCGGUGUGCAGGAGGAGGAGGUGUUGCCGCUGUUGCAGAACAGCGUGAACAAACAGAGUGCUAAACUGCAGCGUCUCAGGAGGCGAGAGGAGGAAAAGGAAGUGGAGAGGAGAGCCCAGGAGGAAGUGGAGAGGUUUCCAGAGGAGCAUGAGGAGAAACACAAAGGACUACAGGAGAGUAGAGAGCUGCUUUACCCUAGUCAACAGCUGUCUUGGUCCUACUCUAAAUACAUGGUCGCCCUGGAGAGAGAGGAGGUGCUGCUGAGGAGACAGGAACUCCCCUCCUCCACUGGGACAGACUCGUCCUCUGCCCACAGUCGGAAGUCAAAGGGCAGCAGACACUCCCGACAGAGCCAACACCAGACCCAGCAGAGUUCUAACGUCUCCCCCAGGACAGAGCCAACACCAGACCCAGCAGAGCUCUAACGUCUCCCCCAGGACAGAGCCAACACCAGACCCAGCAGAGCUCUAUCGUCUCCCCCAGGACAGAGCCAACACCAGACCCAGCAGAGCUCUAUCGUCUCCUCCAGGACAGAGCCAACACCAGGCCCAGCAGAGCUCUAUCGUCUCCCCCAGGUCAGAGCCAACACCAGGCCAAGCAGAGUUCUAUUGUUUCCCCCAGGACAGAGUCAACACCAGACCCAGCAGAGGCCAGAGCCAACACCAGGCCCAGCAGAGUUCUAUCGUUUCCCCCAGGACAGAGCCAACAACAGGCCCGCAGAACUCUAUCGGCCCCCCCGGCCAACACCAGGCCCAGCAGAACUCUAAUGUCUCCCCCAGGACAGAGCCAACACCAGGCCCAGCAGAGCUCUAUCGGCUCCCCCAGGACAGAGCCUACACCAGGCCCAACAGAGCUCUAACGUCUCCCCCAGCCAACACCAGGCCCAA
Oncorhynchus mykiss (rainbow trout) is the source of this 4068-nucleotide messenger RNA. NCBI's taxonomy places the organism in Eukaryota, Metazoa, Chordata, Actinopteri, Salmoniformes, Salmonidae. The record is from RefSeq and is a predicted model, not a curated record.